AAGUGGCAUAGCUCGGAAAUUAGUAUAGAAGUAAGCUUCUCGUGUUCAACAUUUUUGUUUAUUACCUUAGCAUAUAUAUAUUUUGGCUACACAAGAGAAAAUUUAGAUUUUUUCUCAUUAAAAUUCUCGCACGAUAUCCAGCAAAGCAAAAAGAUAUUUGAAAUUACCCGUGAUUGAAAUUUAGUUUAAAUUUAACAAAUGGCGCAUCGUAUUUGGACUGUGACGAUUAAGAGACAUCGUCUGCUAUCAGUUCCCACAAUAAAGAUACUAAACGUCCAAGUAAACCGCACUCUAAUGGAGAGAAAGAAUCUGCAACCGUUUUUCACAAAGCCAAGCAUUGUAUUCUCAAAGGAGGCCCUCGCGCAUCAUUGGGGGGCAGUACCCAUUGUAGUGAUCACAUUGGUUGGAUUUACCCUGGAAGUAUUGUCCUGGAUUCGCAUAGCCGUCACCCGGGAUGAUGUGUGGUGGACCAAGCACUCGGGAAAUUGCAUGUUUGUGGAGACCCGCAAAGGGUAUCCCGCGCCCAAUCGCAAGUUCUUGACAUUCAAUCAGAAAUAUGAGACUCCACCUGGACUGAUUGAGGCCCUGCAGGGAAAUACGGAUGGCCCUUCGAACGAAGACGAAAAGGCCGACAAAAGUAGUGGUGGGGGCACUAGUGGCAAGAAGAUAGCAACCCAUGUCAUUCUUACCGGUGCUGCCCUCGGCGUGGCCGCUGCCGGUGCCGUAUACUCGGGAGCCAUUUAGAACUAAUAGAAUUCAUAGAAUAGAAGAUGAAAAAAACCCCAACAAGUAGAGGAAAAUGGCUUCGUAUACGGAGGGGUUCAGAUCCGCUUCGAAGUCUUAUUUAUAAUCCUAUUAUCAGAGAUCAUUGGAUAGAAUUGUGCUGCGACCGUAUAAUUAUACUGGGCAACUGUAAAGAGCAACAAAAUUUCAAAUAAAACGCCUAGUCCGCGACAGGACAUAUCAUAUUAAAA
This is a messenger RNA of Drosophila miranda, 974 nucleotides long. RefSeq lists its product as uncharacterized. NCBI's taxonomy places the organism in Eukaryota, Metazoa, Arthropoda, Insecta, Diptera, Drosophilidae. The transcript has 7 exons. Bases 199 to 744 code for a protein of 181 amino acids. The record is from RefSeq and is a predicted model, not a curated record.